AUGGAUGCCUUUUUGGGAAAUGCUGCAGGUGCCACCCUGCAGGAAAGACUGGAGAGCCUUCGGAACUUAGGAUGGAUAGUAUCGCGUGAAGUUGAGGACAUUCAGCUGAACUAUAGCUUCACGACCGUAGUUCAGGUGAAAGAACUGCACACCACGCACCACGGAACGGUGCAGAUGGUCGAUUUGCGACUGUCCAAUGACAUGGAAAAUGUGCCCCUAUGCCGCCAACCAGUUAAAACUGCAGAGGAGAUGCCCUUCGAUGCCACGAGCUUUGGAAGGAGACUCCGAGUGGGUGAAGUGUAUAUGUUGGUCGGGGCCAAGGUCCUGCUGAACCUCCAGCGGGAGCGCUCCAUGAGAUUUCCCCCUUGUUCUGAAAAGACGGCGUCGAUUCUCCUACCAAGCAAGGAAGAUGCGAUAGUUUCUAUGAUGGAACUGUUCAGUGGUGGCUUCCAGCCGUGGACGGUUGCCAGCACUAUGCUACCCAUGGCCAGUAUGCUUCGGGUUGACAAUGAUGGGAUGGCUAUUGCUUCCAUCCUCCUCAAUGACAAGGAUGCAGUGCUCCACGCCAUGGACGACAGCCAGACGGAUUUCCCCUUGUUUUGGGGAGAGGUGCUAGACCUCCGCUGGACCAAGGCACUACAUGACAAGAAUGUGGAGAUUGCUUGCGCUUCGCCACCGUCUAUGGGCUACCGGGCCACAGGCGAUGGUGCAGGCCUCAAGGAUGGGAAAGCUUCAGUUGGAUGGAUGCAACUCUUUGUGGUGGCCAGGCUCACCCAGAGGAGAGCCUUUAUCAUCGAAGCAUUGCCUGCCCUUGCUACCCAUGAAGACCUCGAGCUCAUCAUCCGGAUUAUGAGGUGGGCUGGUUACACUACAAUAUGGCAUGGCUUUCUGGAUGCUCAAAAACUUGUACCAGUGGAAAGAAAGCGAUUCUUCAUGGUAUGCUGGAACACUGCAGAUGGAGCUUCACUUUGCAAGCCCUUCCACCUUAUGAACCUGGGACCAAGAGAACCAAAGCAGUGCCAUGAAGCCCUGUGGCACGGCAUGCCGGGAGAGACCUUAUCCACGGUCAAACUUCGACCGGUUGACAUCAGCAAAGUCACCAGCCGGGAGCUCUUGCCGAAGUACCAGCAGAACAUCCCAGGAUCACCCCUGCACAUACGGAUCGUGGACCAGGCCAAGCCGAUGCCACCACUACUGGGAAACUACAGAGCGAUCCUCAACACACCGUGGGUGACCCUCAAGAAGAAGGGCCUGCAUCUCCCCCUGGUUUUCCAAGGAGCCGACAUCAGGAUGCUGUCCAGAUGGGAACUGCUCAAAGCAUUUGGCCUCUCAGGCAAGACAAUCAUGCCAGACAAUGAGGACGAUGCCCACAUCCUCCUGGGACAGGCCCUUACACCUGCCCAAGCUAUGGUCAUGCUGGCCUCUGUGAUCGGCCACCGUGCUGAAAACACACUGGACAAUGAAGAUAUGAUCAGGUAUCUGGAUCAGGGGCUUCAGGAGUUGAUGCAGACAUGGAUUCCCUUUGCAAGAUCGAAGACAAUUUUCAUGUCGGGGUGGUCUAUGCUGAUACGAUGGGAUGUGGAGACACCAGCCGACCAUGCAUUUCUGGAAGACCGCCUCAGGGCAAGCCACACCCAGCUCAAGCACCUCAUGUUUGGCAAAUCACAGGGAAGACAGGGACCACUCCUACCAGAAUCCUCCCGGGUGCUCUACAAUGACCUGCCUGAAGACAAGACGGAGCCAGACCCCAAGGAGUACAGGCUUUUCCAAGUCGACCAUGGAUACUCGACAAUCAUCCUGGAUGAGGAAGACUCCGUGACACAGGUCAAUGCCAAGAUUGCCGAGUUCAUGCUUCUCCCCACGGACAAGGUGGCAGUGACCAAGAUGGCCCAGCCAAGCCAUGAGACACAGCAUUGGAUUGUUGCAGGAGAGAUCUUGGAAGCUUAUUGGGACAAAGUCUUAGUCCUGGUUGACCCUGCAGUGCCUACUGCACACUGGCUGUCGAGCCAGAUUGACAAGAAGGACCUGCACACAACCUUUGCGGACCACCACACCUCCCUGCCGGACUUUGUUACACUCAACGAUCAAGAGGUAUACCAUUGGCCCAUUUCAUUGGUGUCAGGAGACUUCCUACGACUUCGAUGGGAUGGCUAUUCGGCAGAUGAGUCCUGGAAAGAGCUUGAUGUUUUCAAGAAGAUCGACAACCAAAGCCACAAGCCGCCGCGGUCGCCGGCAAACGAGGAGGCUGAGAGCAGCCCAGGUGGCCCCACAGAGGACCCCGAUGCGGAUGGAGACCACCCGACCGGGACAGGAAACACAGGGAACACGGAGGACGACAACUCAGAUGACGAUGGACAAGAACGAGACUCCAUCCCGCCUACUGUCCCCUAUGAGGUCAGCUUCUCCGCGGGGACAACGGACCAUGACUCCAGACCAGAUGGCUCAGCUACCAAGAGGAGAUGCACCCAGGAAUCCAGAGAUCUGAACCGCCUCUGCCAGACAGAGGGACCGGCGCUCACGAUCAACUAUGCUUCCCUACCAAGCCAGCCAUCCAUGGUGAAUGCCAUCUACAUGUCCUUCCAACAUCAGCUGGCAUGCUUCCGGAACAGUGAUGCCAGAACUUUGGGACGAAUCGCUGAGGAUGAGUGGGGUGUCCAAGCCCACAUGAUCUACUUCACCCUCGGCACCAAGGUCCUCAGCCAUGACACUGGAUGCAGCCAAGUUCCUAUUGGAGCCACGGUCAUCGUCCGAGGCCGUCUCCGAGGAGGUACAGGUCAGGCAGUACAAAAGCUUCGAACGAUGCUUUCUUCCAAAGGUGUGCCGGACGAGAACCUCGACAGCAGAAUUCAAGAAAUCCGCAGCCACAUCGGAGACGCCGGCAUCAAAGAAGCGUACAGCUCCUGGGACCCAUGGUCGCAUUUGAAGGCCAAGGUCCCUACUCGCCUCAUCAAAGAGGCAGAAGUGAAGGCCAAACCAAAGGCCAAACCUAUUCAGCCUGAUGACCAAGUUGAUCCUAUGCAAGCAAACGACCCGUGGCGACAAGCACUUCGUGAGCGUGGGAUGUGGAAGCUAGAGACCUCCUUCUUCAAGAUGGAAGAUGGCACAGCGCCACCAUCACUUGACAAAGUGACCCACGGUGCCAGAGGCAUAGCGAUCGUGAAUGAGCGCGAAGCGGAGCUUUUGACACAAAGCCAAGAAGUGAUGAGCAGUCACGAGCUUGCUGCCCUGGUGGUUGGAUCCAGUAUCCAAAACCCGGGCUGUUUCAACAUCAAGGACGUGGAGACCCCGUGCAGAAGCAAGGACAACGACAGGAUUUUGGUUAAAGCCCAGCUCCUCAACCUAGGUGCCAAACAAAUCUCCCUCCAGGAUGAAGGAAAAGUUCUCACAGUGGAUGAGAUCGAUGCUGUUGUGGUUGCCUGUGAAGCAGUACAUGAUGAGAUGGAGGACUGGGAAGCCUUUCAGGAAGGACCAAUCAAGUACCUCAAAAAGCAUGUCCAAUGCCUGGAACAGGGGCUUAUUGGUACAUGGGCUCGCAAGUUCUUUCUCAAGAACAAGCAGACCCCAGACGGCAAGGCGGCACACACCUGUUACUUCCUCAUGAGAAUCAAGAGGGAAAUGGUCGAGGCCCUGCUCAAGAUGGUGAUCCCUGGUGUCUAUUUCUCUCCAAGGAACGAUGCUGGAGCUCUGGACCCUGACUUCAAGGUCAUCUGGUUCAAUGACCUCCCUCUGCAAGAAAUCGCCCUCAAGGCGAACAUGGAGCAGCAAGCCUUUGGCAUUGUCAGGAACAAGGGAGGCCAUGGAAUCCGAGUCAGAUCCAAUGACUACACGAAGCUCAAGCAGAAGUGGCAGCCAACUUGGAAACCCAUGGAGAACACCCCCUACAACCUACAGGUCAAGAUGUACUACGAACUACAGAAUAUGCCUUUGUGCUGUACCAAGGCCGAGGUGCAGAAGUUCCUGAACCAGAUCAACUGGGAAGCCUUGGCUCUCAAACAGACGAAGCCGAGAACCUGGCUGAUUGGUACAGCGACCAAGCCAGAAAAACUGGUUCAUCUGGCAGCACAUGGGACAGUACUGGUGGCAGAAAAGACAAACAAAGGCAUGGGCAAAGGCAAGACAGAGGGCAAGAGUGCCUCCAAAGGCAGGCCUUGGUGGGUUGCUGGAGCAUCGACUACACCUACCGACUUCCUCCAGAAGCACAACAACCAGGGUCAAAACCAGUUGACAAUGGACGUCGAUGCCACGGACCUUGAAGAUAGAAUCCAGAAGAAGAUGGACCAGAUGCACCAGGAGUCCAUGGCCACUACCAAGCUCCUACGACAGGACUUUAUGAAUUUCAAGAAGGAGGUCAUCACGCAGCAAAAGGAGCAGCAAGGGAUCAACGAGAGGGUCCAAGGAAGCAUCCAGUCCCUGACGACCUCCCUCUCCCAGGAACUCACGCAGUGCAUUACAACGGCUAUGGCAGCCCAGCGAAGCGAGAUGGCCAAUGACAUGAAGACGGCUCAGAUCAACCUGAAGGAUGAGCUCAUGGGCGAAAUGAGAACCCAAAUGGGAGCUAUGAGAAAGCGUACGCCCUCUCCAAAGACCAAGGAGGAGGAGGCGAAGAAGCCCAAGCAGCCAUGGUACAUGGCCACCAGAGUGGGAGAAGCGAGCAACCCUGGACCGUCGAUGACUACCACUUUCUCGGCUGUCAAUGCCCAAUCAUUGAAUGCUUUUGUGGAAGAUGGCAGGGUGACCUCCAAUCAUGCAGAUGUUUUGGUUUUUACAGAGACUGCAGCGACCACCUACGUCCAGCAGAAGACCCUCAAGGCUGUGAGGAAAGCUGGCCGCCAUGCAGUUUUCAGCAAACCGGCAGGUAAAAGAGUCUUCACUGACCAUCGGGAAUGUGUCACCAAGGGAGAGGCGAAAGGUGCGGCUGUGGUUUCCACAGUACCGCUUCGCGCCAGCUUUUCCAAAUGGCCUGACAAUAUUUGGGAAUCAGCCAGAGUGGCUGACACCUUUCUGGUGCUUGGUGGCAGCCUUGUUCUUGUGAUUGCUCUUUACGGAUACCACCAGGGACUUCAGGACGCGGCAGCCAAAAACGAGGAACUUCUUCGAGCUGCUGCCCACAAAGCAUCCCUGGUCAGAUGCCCUGCUCUUAUCAUGGGUGACCUCAACUGUGAUAUUGAUACAAUGGUGGCUUGGGAUGCUAUGAAGCAAGCUGGCUGGACAGAUGCAGCUGCCCUCCAAAGUCAACGGGAUGGUAUGCCAAUGCAGAACACUUUUCAGGAAACUUCGAGAUUGGACUACGUGCUCCUCAACGACCUCGCGCUUCCAGCUUUCAAGUUUUUCGGUGUCUCUGCAGAGGCAGAGAGUGACCACAAGGCAGUACAUGCGACCUUUCAGUGGGACAACAUACCGCAAUAUAUUCACACCUGCAGAAGCCCCAAGGAUUCGUCUUCUUCUGGCCUCACUGCCACUGAAUUACAGGAAGCCUAUGUUCCGGCCAAGCACAUCGACAAGAUUCACCGAGCACUGUUGCAGGAAGAUGUGGAAGAGGCGUGGAUCUCCUUCAGCAAGGCCUUUGAGGACGCGGUCUCCUUUUCAGUGGAAAGCAAAGGGCACAGCAAACCUGGGAAGAACUUCUAUGGUCGGGGAAGAGCGGUCUUCCUUAAGCAGAAGAUGUGCCAGGAUCCACCCAAGAUGGCAAGGCAGGGGGAAUUCCAACCUUCGGGUGACGACUCCACCCUGCAGCUACGACAAAGGAUCCGACAGAUCAGACGUUUUCAGGCUUUCCUGGGACAAGUGGGUGCAGCCAGUAGGGCUGCCGACCAAGAAGCAAAACAAAGGGCGACACUUGCCUCCAGACAGACCUGGACCGCCAUUUGCAAUGCGGCGGGCUUUUCGCCAUGCUUUCGUGAAUGGUGGUAUGCAGAGCAUGAACAAUGGUUCCCACAAGGACCCCCAGAGUCUCACGUGGCACGAUUUAUGCUUGAGGCACUCAAAAGUGAUGAGCCACAUUGGAGGAGCAAACUCCGUCAUGAACGUAAUUCCUUACUUUCGUCGGUUUUCAGUGAGGACUGGAAAGUUGGAGGGCCCAAGCAUUACAGUGCUAUCAAGCCGGCAGGAGCACCCAAAGUGGAUUCGCUCAAUGUGGUAUCUGACCACAGGAUCCUUACCCGGCGAUCGCGCCAAAAAGGAUCACAGAUAUGCACCUUAUUGGAUGAUGACCUUCAGAUGGUGAUGGUGGGUUCCAUUUGGAAACAGGGAAAAGCAGAAGCUCAGGUACAGUGUAUCCGAAAUGGGAGUGUCCACAUCAGCAACACCAAAGGAUGCUUUAUUUCGGGAAGUAUUUCGCAGUUCCGACCGACGGCACACCCUCAACAGAUCCUCAAUGCAGCCUGUGAUUAUUGGAGUGCUUAUUGGAAGCCAGACAACCCGGUGGAUGCAAGUGACCUUGAAGUACAACAGGCGAUUCAAACUUUGCCACAACUUCCUGAACUGGAUAUUUCCAUGAAUCAAGACGACUUGGAAUGGGCACUAAAAACUUUAUGCCCCAAGAAAGCCCGAGGCAUGGAUGGUUUUUCCAACUAUGAGAUGAAGAAUCUGCCCCGAACAUUGAGACCCUACCUGUUGCGAAUCAUGGCCCUAUUCAAUAAAGGUCUCUGGCCAAAGAAUGUUCGACAAGCCCGGAUGGCCCUACUGUAUAAGACGCAGACCAUUGGAGACAUGGCCACAACCCGGCCUAUUACAAUCUUGGCCACAGUUUACAGAAUUUGGGCGAAGAUUAUUACCAGAAAGAUGCUCAAACACAUUGUCCCCUCCCUGCCAAAAACUUUGUUUGGAUCGGUGCCGGGGAGAGCUGCAAGCGAUAUGGUUUCGGUGGUGCAAGGACAACUGGAACAGGCGCUGUUACAAGACAAACCAUUGGCAGGAAUCUCCCUUGAUUUCUCGAAGGCAUACAACACUCUGCCGCGACAGAUCCUUGAGCAUAUCAAUCGGCGAUUGGGUCUUCAACAGAUGUGGCAGUCAUACAAUCCCUUUUUACAGGGGCUGGAAAGAUUUUUCACUACAGGAAAAGCUUGGGGUGAGCCCAUUUUUUCAUCAACUGGUGUACCAGAGGGAUGUCCAAUUGCAGUGGUACAAAUGAUUGUCCUCACUUGGACCUUUACCAACUACUUAUGUCACCAGACGCAAGUCCCCCUUUACACUUACGUGGAUGAUUGGAUUCUCCUCUCGGAACACCUGCACCAGCUUCGGGACUCAAUGAUCAUCAUGGAAAGGAUGGCGAAGAAGUUUGGGCUCCUACUGUCUACAAGUAAAUCUGCGGUGUUUGCAACUUCCAACAAACUUACCAGACAAUUACACGGAUUGAUGGCAAACUCGGGAGUUAAUAUGGCAUCGUCUCGGAACUUUGCUGGUCUGGGCGUCAACUUUCAAACAGCCAAGCAGGCCUCUGUGGUCACCAGAAAUGAAAGAUGGGAGCGUGCCAGAGUCCUUUUGGAAAAACUUCAAUAUAUGCCAUGGUCUCAACAGCGCAAGACGGAUGUCAUCCUCCGUGGUAUUAUGCCAUUGAUCUUUUAUGGAGUGGAGAACUUCUUUCUUGGAAAAGACUACCUCAGAGAUAUCAGAUCUAAGUGCAACCACACAGUGUGGGGAAAGAAACAGUACCAUCUGCACUACCUGACGCCCCUCUUUUCAGGAUCCAACUACGAGCCCAUGAUAUAUGUGGCAAAAAGGAGGUUCGCCCUGUUUCUUCGGGCGAUGGCUUUGGAGCAGGACAUGAUCAAGAACAAUUGGAAACUUUCGAUUCAGUCACGAUCCUUCUUCAAGAAACGGACGAAGGGACCUGUGUCGAUUCUCCAGAAUCAGUUGCAUACAAUGGGAUGGGAAUUACAAGACAAUGGAACCUGUACGACCACGUCAGGGUUUACUUUCACUAUUUGGGAUAUUUCUGCGGCCCAGUUUCAGGAUGUAUUUAUUGCCUCUUGGGAGGACUCCCUUUUGCAACAGCUCAACCAGAAGAUGAACUUGAGUGACCUUGACUCUUUUUCCUUGGAGAGAACUCAAGCGAUCAAACAUGAGGAUCCAAUGAUACAAGGUUUCCUGAAGAAAGUGCGCCUUGGAGGUUUGUUUCCGAAUAACCGUAAGUGCCAUGUUACCAAGGAUGAAGCGACAUGCCAUUUCUGUGGAAGCUUGGAUACAAUGGAACAUCGGGUAUAUUCCUGCCCGGGUACGGAACAUAUCCGACAAAUGGAAGAAUGGAAUCAGGUAUCCAUGCAGCCCAAAUAUGCUGUCCUUGGUGGGUUGUCGCCGAAAUUGCCUUUGCUCCAGAAAUACAAAGAUGAACUUGAUGCUUUGCCGGCCCCAGAAGUUGGUGUUCCAGAUGACAUGCAAGAUGGAUGUGAUUUCUUCACGGAUGGGUCAGCCACUGAGUCCUCGUGCCAGCUUACAAGGUUAUGUUCCUGGUCGGUCACACAGGCGAAACCUUUUACCAAAGAAAACCGUUUGAUAGCUGCAGGUGUCCUGCCGGGCCGUCUCCAAACAGUCUUUCGGGCGGAGCUUUUUGCGGUUGUGGUGGUGCUGGCUACAAAGGUCAAAGCAAGAAUCUUCUGCGACAACGCUGCUGUUGUUAAGGAUAUUAUACAUAUUCAGCAAUGGGGCUAUCAGCCUCUUAAGUGGGCCUCACAUGCGGACAAGGACCUACUGAAGACAGCAGCAACCCUCUUGUCGGGGAGAUCAGCACAGGAUGUUUCCAUACAGUGGGUCAAAGCGCACAGACAGGUCUAUGAAGCUUGCAAUGCCUUUGAUCUUUGGUGUAUUUACCACAACAAUAUUGCAGAUGAACAAGCCCGCAAAGCUAUGUCUCUCUGCCCCCAAACAACCCUGGACUGUCGUAACAAUCUUCGAUGUGAGCUGCAACAAGAUCGACAAGCCAAAAUUUCUGCUGCAAACAUACUACGUCUGGUGAUGGAUGAGUUCUAG
Molecule: messenger RNA, 8964 nt
Organism: Symbiodinium sp. CCMP2592
Lineage: Eukaryota; Dinophyceae; Suessiales; Symbiodiniaceae
Source: the annotation of a GenBank genome assembly